Molecule: messenger RNA, 1101 nt
Organism: Arabidopsis thaliana (thale cress)
Lineage: Eukaryota; Viridiplantae; Streptophyta; Magnoliopsida; Brassicales; Brassicaceae
Gene: MIA40
Product: Cox19-like CHCH family protein
Exons: 4
Coding region: 337-825 (162 amino acids)
Biological process (GO): protein import into mitochondrial intermembrane space
Cellular component (GO): mitochondrial intermembrane space; peroxisomal matrix
Molecular function (GO): protein-disulfide reductase activity
Source: RefSeq, marked reviewed
UUCAAACAAACUGAUAUAUUCAUUGUACACGAGUCUUUUCUGGUUGAAUAUAUUUUUACAUUCAUUCAAAUAAGAAAAAUGUCUCAUCGUACAGAUGCGAUCAUCUGGUUUCUGAAAAGAAGAGAGAGACUAGAAUAUGGAAAAAUUCAAAUUCAAGCCCAAUAAACCCUGAACAAAAUUUAAAGCCUGGCCCUUGUCUGACCAUCUGGGCCUUCUUUUGAUUUCAAUUUUGGGAAAUUCAGAUUGCGUCGACGCAUUUCUUUUGAGGGAUGGAUCUGCUUUCUCGUCGGCGGCUAAUCAAAUUCUUCCAGAGGGUUUUGAAAGAAAUUUCUCGAGAUGGGUCAAGCUCAAAGUGACGAGAACUCAAUUCCGACGACGACGACAACGAACACUCCUCCUCCUUCUGCGAAUUCACCUCGGGAUUCUGAAGAUACUUCGUCGCCAUCGAUGGAUUCUCUUCUUGCAGAAGCUGCAGCAUAUGGUGAAGAUGAUAAUGAGAAUGAGUCUCUUGAAGCCAAAGCACAGAGAGCUCUCGAUUGUCCUUGUAUAGCAGAUUUGCGUAAUGGCUCUUGCGGGUCUCAGUUCUCCGAGGCAUUCCUUUGCUUUCUCAAAAGCACUGCUGAAGAAAAGGGAUCAGACUGCGUGAAUCCAUUUGUAGCAUUGCAAAGCUGUAUCAAUGCCAAUCCGGAUGCAUUCUCUAAAUCAGUUACAGGGGACGAAAAAGAAACCGAGAAAAAGGAAGAGCAGCCUCCUGUGCAAGACCAUAGAAUCAUCCCUCCUCUCUGGGCCAAAGACCCGCCUCGCAGUGGCAAUUCCAAGCUUUAGAAUAUCAACAACAAUGGAGUCAGCAUCAGAAGCUAGUCUCUCCUCUUUUGAUUCUUUUCUCUAGACAGCACUUUUAAGAAUGUAAAAGAAGAGUAGAAGACCAUGAUCAGUGGUCGUGUAGAUCAACAUUGUUCUUUCUUUUUUAAUACUAAAAAGCUGAGAUUUUUGGUUAUUUGCUUGCACCAUUUAAACUAACUUUAUGCUGUGAUAAUUUGGUAAACCAAACGGUUAAUGUUACAGAGUUGGGUUUUGGUUCGGUUUCAUAAAACAAUUGAG